Messenger RNA from Anolis carolinensis (green anole), 6209 nucleotides. It is a transcript of the gene pask, whose product is annotated as PAS domain containing serine/threonine kinase. Gene Ontology annotation, cellular component: cytosol; nucleus; cytoplasm. Gene Ontology annotation, molecular function: protein serine/threonine kinase activity; ATP binding. Gene Ontology annotation, biological process: protein phosphorylation; intracellular signal transduction; regulation of DNA-templated transcription. The record is from RefSeq and is a predicted model, not a curated record. Lineage: Eukaryota; Metazoa; Chordata; Lepidosauria; Squamata; Anolidae. The coding region runs from base 218 to 4519 and encodes 1433 amino acids. The transcript has 19 exons.
UGCCUUCGAAGAGACCUCGAGGUUCCAAGCUUUCGCCUCAGAGGGAGUUUAGCUGAGCGGUUGAGAAAGUCCUGGAGCUUUUUGUCAGCACCAGGGGCCCGUUGCCGUACAUGGAAGGAACAGCAAGGGAGCCUCUGAGCAUGGGCAGAGUGCGUUCCUCUCAGGGAUAGAUGCUGGAUUUUCUAGGGGAAAGCAGCGCCCUGAUGCAGGUGUGAGCAUGUCAGCCAAGGAGGGUCCCUCUUCCAAGGAGGCCUCAUUGGGGUCUUCGGUGACCCAGAGCCUCCCUGGCGUCUGCGAAGAGCUGAGCAAGACCUUUCCGUGGACUAGCAAGAAGAGGAAGAGCGGCCUCUCCAAGCUUUGCAAGAAGAAAACAUCUCUGACAGAAAAUGGAUGGAAUUCUUAUUGCUUGUCUUCGUUGGCAGCUCGGAACAUCUGUACCAGCAAACUUCACAACUCUUGGACUCAGUUGAAAUCCACUUCUCUCUCUUGUUCGAUAUGCAAUGCCUCUUCUUGUUCCCUCUUAAAUGUCCUGGCCUUGGGAGAAUCUACUCAGGCCCUGCCGACUUCUAUUCGUAAUCCAAACAAAGCCAUCUUUACUGUGGAUGUCAGAACAACUGAGAUUCUAGUUGCAAAUGACAAAGCUUGCAAGCUUCUUGGUUAUAGUACCCAGGAAGUGAUUGGCCAGAAAUUAUCUCAGAUGAUUUCAAAAUCCAGUUGGGAUAUUAUGGAAGCACUAAAGGAAGAACAUGCUGAUGCUGAAGAACAUGAAAACGUAAUUCCUGGAAUAGUGGUAGACGUUAUUUCCCGGAGCAGUGAGAAGAUCCCAGUCUCUGUUUGGACCAGAAGAAUUAAAACACCUCAAAAUAAAUACUGUGUGGUUGUUCUGGAGCCGGUGGAAAGACUUUCUGCCACUGUUUUUUUCACAAGCAAUGGAGAGAUUGUUUCCUGUGACCCACUUUUUGCUCAUCUUCAUGGUUAUGCUGCCUCGGAAGAUGUGAUUGGUCAUUACAUAACAGACCUGAUUCCUUCUAUUCAAAUCCCUACUCCUGGCAAAAAAAUACCCCAGAAUAUCAAGAUUCAGAGAUCUGUUGGCCGAGCGAGGGAAGGGACAACAUUCCCGCUCAGCCUAAAGCUGAAAGUGAACUUGCCUGAUCAAGAUAGUAUCCUAGUACGAGAUAACGAUGAGCCAGAAGUUGAGGCUGACAUUUCAGAAAACAAUACACCAUCCUUCCCCGUGAAUUGUUCUUUCUGUGCCACCAUCUGGGUGUUUACAACCAUCAAUGGAUUGAUAACUGUUCAGGCCGAUGGUACAAUUUAUGGAAUCAGCAACACAUUUUCUCUAAUGCUGUUUGGUUAUGAGAAAAAAGAGCUACUGGGACAGAACAUCACAUUUUUGAUUCCUGGGUUUUAUAAGUAUAUGGACAAAGCUGGGAAUUCCUCUCUGCAGCUCCGGAGGUCUAGAGGAAGUUCUGAUGCAGAAAAUGAGAGCAAAUUUAAACAGACCCGGAUGGAUGGCUGUGGUACAGUGGAAAUUAAUGAAGGAAUCACACCAUACACUGCUGGUGAUAUGUCUUCGUUGGGCCUGCAAGAACAGGAAUUAACUGGGAGCGAUGAAGGACAGUUCCAUACUGGGAAUGGUACCCAGCAGGGAAAUGGUGGCAGUUUGCUUUCUUUUUUGUCACCUCCACCACAAGCAUCCACACCAGUUAAUGGUAGAGACUCCACAGUUAGCAUGAAUGUAUCUGUUGCUGAUCAAAUUCUGUCUUCUGAGAGAGUAUCUGAAGGAGUCAGCACCGACCAUCAGGCAACAAAGCCAGUUAAUUCCCAACAAUGUGAAAUCUCUUCUCCAAAUAAAUCUCAGUCUGAACUCUAUGCAUUAGAAAGCAGAGCUGAGCAGCAAGAAAAGGAUUUUGUCGGGAAAAGUUGUGGCCUACUUCAGGGAGAAGAAGAAGAAGAAGAAGGUGAUACUAUUGAUACUCACAGUUUUUGUUUCCCAUAUGAAAUGAUGGAAUCUGUCCCAAUAAUAAAGAGUGAUGGAGCAGAGCUCCAGAACAGGGAAGAAAGACAGCUGGAUGGUGAAUUUAACCUGCCUUCACUUGUAUUGCCACAUGCAGAGGUGUCUACAUCAUUGAACAGGGAAGAUACAGCAGAUAGCCAUGUGCUGGAUCCUGAUGUAGUCUUUCCUUCUGAGAAUCUAGAGGAUGGACACUUCACUGAGACUGCAAAACCUAUUAGUUCUCAGGAGAAUGAAGCUUGUUUCCCACAACAAUUGCAUAUGGAGCCAAGUGUGUUAGAAGAUGAAACUAAAGUGCAGGAGAGGGUUCUCUCUAGGAAUAGUGCUGACUUUCUUCAGAAAGAAGGAGAAGACAGUCUUUCUGAUAAACAUGCUUCUGGUUUGCUACCUGAAACCUUGAAGUGCCAAUAUACCCCUACAUCUAAUGGAAAAAAUGGUUCUCUUCUAGAUGAUGAGACUUUGGCCAUGAAUAUAUUAGAUGAUUUUGGUCAUGAGAUAAGUGUGCCUUGUGAUGCUGUGCAUGUAUCAUUUGGCACUCCAACUCUGGAUGAGCCAAUGUACAACACAGUGUGUCAUCUGCAGGAAACCCAUGGGCCUCUGGAAAGUAGGGCAAGAAAUGGAGGCCUUGGAAAUGUUCCAUUAGAAAAUUUGUCGAGUGACUUGCCAGCCUUCUUGUAUGAGGAAAGGAGCAGCAACUCUCCUGUUUCUAUGGGACUGUUAUCUCCUUGUGACGACCUUGCAGUUGUGGAGGGAAAGACCACUGAUGUGACAGACUCUCUUUGCUGUGACUUGAAGGAUUUGGGUAUCAGAAGUGGAGAAGUAUGUUCAGCUACACCUGAGCUGACACAACUCUCGUUAAAUGAGGAAGAUCAUGGUCAAUUCCUGAACCAGACGAAUAAUACUUCUGCAAGCAAUCAAAUUGACCUCCUCUUGAAGGGGGAGUCUCCAACUGGCUGUCAGAGAAACUUGCUUGCUAGCAAACAUUCAGGCCUCUCUAGUUUAGAUGUCGCUAGAAACUGUUCUUCGGGGUCUGGAGAGAGCACGGGCCGCCACCUAGAAAUACAUUCUCCAGGCAAUGAGGAACGGUCCCAAGAAGAAUUUAUGGCAUUAAAACAAGUAACAUCUACUCCUGUGAAAGUGCUAUCUCCAGGAAUAAGUUUGAACAAUGAGAUCCACGAAGGAAGCUAUUCAGGCAACUGCUACCACAGAGAUGGUUCCAGGCUCAGCAUACUUUUUGAAGUGAAGCGUGUAGAAUUACAAGACCCUGCUGCUCUUUUUUGUAUUUGGGUUAUGAGAGACCAUUUUCAGAGCCAGAAAGAAGCAGCUGCAAAGACUCAUUUACUUCUUUCCAGAUUGGCCAGUUCCUCUCAUACUGUUGUAGAUGUCUCUGCUGUCAACCUGGCAGAACUGAUCAAAACAACACCUUUGUUUGAGAAUUCACGACGAGUUGAAGAACUGGAAAAACUGAAGGCUUGUGAGGGAGAAUAUGAAAAAAAGUAUGAUACACUUGGACUCAUCGGCAAAGGAGCCUUUGGAUUUGUUUGGACGGCCAAAUGCAGAAAAGAUCAAAAGGAGGUUGUAGUGAAGUUCAUAUGGAAAGAGAGAGUAUUGGAUUAUUGCUGGGUAGAGGAUCCUGAACUGGGGACAAUCACACAGGAGAUUUUAAUUUUGAGAAAGCUUCAGCACCCCAAUAUAAUUAAGGUACUUGAUGUAUUUGAGAACCGGCAAUUCUUCCAGUUGGUAAUGGAGAAGCAUGGAUCCGGCCUGGAUCUCUUCACCUUCAUUGAUAACCAGCCUAAUUUGGAUGAACCUUUGGCAAGUUACAUAUUCAGACAGCUUGUGUCUGCAGUGGCCUAUCUACGUUGUCAGAAUAUCCUUCACAGAGAUAUCAAGGAUGAGAACAUCAUAAUUGCUGAAGAUUUCACUAUCAAGCUGAUAGACUUUGGCUCAGCUGCUUACCUGGAGCCUGGCAAGCUGUUCUACACCUUUUGCGGAACUAUUGAGUAUUGCUCACCAGAAGUGCUCUCAGGCAAUCCAUAUCUAGGACCAGAACUGGAGAUGUGGUCACUUGGUAUCACACUUUAUACCAUAAUUUUUGGAGAAAAUCCUUUUUGUGAGCUGGAGGAAACAAUGGAUCCUGUAUUAAGGCCUCCUUACAGUGUGUCAGAUGGCCUGAUGGAUCUCCUAUCUGGACUCUUGCAGCCAUUUCCAGAGGAUCGCACAACAUUAGAAGUUGUAGUAAAGCAUCCUUGGGUGACACAAUGUGUGAACCUGGCCAACUACACAUGGGAGGAAGUAUUUGCCUCUGUCAAGUCAGAAGGCGGCCGUUUCAAAAUUUUCUCUACUGUCUGCAGUCACGGUGGCAUCUGGGCGGCCCCGAGUAUAGAGAGUGAGCAAAGCUUUAACGAUGAUCUCUAUAAUUUCGAACAGCCUAAUCCUCCUCCCACAAGAAUUGGCACUUCUUUAGAGCAAGAGCCAUCAACUUCCCUCCAGUGUCAGGACUAGAGACAUCUGUGCUCUCAACAUCAUCUUGGUCAUCCUUAGCUGCUAAUGAAAAGUUGCCACAAGGAUAUAAAUUCUUUUACUAUCUAUAUGUUGUGAAUAAGUGGAAUCAUGCAAAUCUCUAUGCUCAUUAUGAGCAGCUAUCACACCUACAGGCUCUAAGAACCAACCAUGGAAUUAAAAAUCCAUGCAUUAGAUUUUAAAGAGACAAUACUAAUAACUCCAGGACAUCUAGCAGUCUGGGUGCUGGUGUUGCCAGUGGAUAUAACAAGCAACUACUCUCCUAUUUGUGUAUCAUACAUUGCGAUUAUAUUCGUCGGGGCAGGCCCAUUGUCUUUUAAUAACAAUUUGGUUGUAAUUAUUGGCCUAGAUUACUUAAGUGGUAGGAAUUAUUUUUAAUUUUAAAUAUUUUGUGGAAACACUGUAUUUUUGUGCCUUUUUUACUGGCAUACCAGACCAUCAUUUAUUUAUGGGGUCCAUUUGAGAUGACUGAUGAUGUGAACUAACUACAUGAUAAAGGUGUUCUAGAAAGGGUUUCUGAUGGCCCCAGAUUCUAGCUUCUUUCUGUUGUAAGAGAUCAUCUAUUGCCAAAUCAUAUUCAUAGCCAAGAAGAUGACAUAAGCCAACAAUAAUCCUUUUCUUGACUUCUUGGGGCAGUUAUGGUACUGAGGAUUUUUGAGGUGAUAUCCAGCAGUUGAUAAGUUCAAUUAUUGCUUAUUAAGAGAAAAGAAAGGAUUUCUAAGUAUUUAUUUCACUAUUGUACUUUUAAGUGAAUUCUCCUCAGAGGAUCUUAAUCAAUUUUCAUGUAAAUUUUAAAUUUUUUAGAACCUAGUCCUGUUGAGAGAAGCAGGCUUGGAAAUACCCCCUAAAUACUUUCAUUUCUCUGGAAGCUAUGUGAAAUUUUGAAUUUUAUGACAGCAAUAGCUAUUUUUAUAAAUGCUCAGACUAUUUUAUAAUUCCCUUUUGGUUUUUGAAACGGCAUAUUAUUUUUUUCCUAAGUGAGUUGUACUAUAGUACAACAGGAUAAUUUUUCAGUACUUCUAUUUAUGAAUAACAGGAAAUGUUUUGAAACAAUUAGUGUGAUUGUAUUGGAUUUUAAAAGUGUAGGCGUUUCAGUAAUAUAUUCAGAUAUUUUUUAAUUGAAUAUACUGAUGGUUAUUUUACUGGAAUCGAAUAUAAAUGCUUUAUGUCUUCCAUUUCUUGAAGGAAGAUAUGAAUUUGUAGUGAAGAAAAUAUUGGAAAGAGUCAUAUGAGUUCCUUUUUCAAAACACAGGUGGGAUGUUGACAAUAAUUUGAUUAAUAUCUGAUUAAUAUAAUUUCAAAUAGGUUUCUACAGUGCUCUGGUCCUUCUGCUUAGGAGGCAUUGAAUUUUAGAGAAAUGUCUACUAAUGAUCAUAUUGUCCAAAAUCCAAAUGAGAUAUAUUCCCUGAAAUUACUGAAGAAAGGGUGGAUACUUUUUCUGUUACUGGAUGCUAUUCCUUUGGAGCAAAACUAUCUUUAGCUUACCAGGAUUUGUCAACUAAACUUUUAACCUGAAUGGCAAGCCACCUCACGGGUCUCGAAUUUGUACUGUAGUCUGUAUUUUAAAACAUGGUAGCUUUUCUGAUUGCCAUGGUGUCUAUCCUAAUUGUUCCAAAGGGAUACUAAAUGUUUGUAUCUUAACAUGUGCCCAUAAAUCCUAUCUUCCUAUCAA